Dinoponera quadriceps is the source of this 1728-nucleotide messenger RNA. It is a transcript of the gene Dbp45A, whose product is annotated as probable ATP-dependent RNA helicase DDX49. The transcript has 7 exons. The record is from RefSeq and is a predicted model, not a curated record. Gene Ontology annotation, molecular function: RNA helicase activity; nucleic acid binding; ATP binding. Lineage: Eukaryota; Metazoa; Arthropoda; Insecta; Hymenoptera; Formicidae. Bases 289 to 1683 code for a protein of 464 amino acids.
GUUUGUACCAGUCCUAACUGAGAAACAGGUACAGAAGCUAGACGAUUUCACGCGCUAACCUAAAAAAACGAGUACCGCGAGUGUGAGAAGCAGGGAAAAUAAUAUAGUUCGUUAAAUAUUUGUGAAUCCUGAGUUGGAGAUAGAGACAUUUAAAGAAAAAAAAAAGAGAGAAAAACUACAAGUAUCGUCAAAUUUCCCUUUUGGUUUGAAUGAGACUGCUGUGUGUCAUUGGUGCUGUGUGUAUACAAGACUGUACGGAAGUGAUACAUAACAAAAACAUUCAGUAGUAUGAGUAAUAAGACCAUGAAUUUCUCAGAUCUGAAGUUGAAUUCCUGGCUUCUCACACAGUGCAACACUAUGGGCUUAAAGAAGCCAACUGCAAUUCAACAAAAUUGCAUUCCCCGAAUAUUAACAGGCGAAGAUUGCAUAGGUUGUGCUAAGACAGGUAGUGGAAAGACUUUGGCGUUUGCCUUGCCCAUUUUGCAGAAGUUGUGUGAAGAUCCUUAUGGUAUAUUCGCUCUUGUGUUAACACCAACAAGAGAACUAGCUUUUCAGAUUGCUGAUCAAUUUGCUGCCAUUGGCAAGGCUAUCAACCUGAAAAAGUGUGUGGUGGUUGGUGGCAUGGAUAUGAUGGUGCAAGGAUUAGAGUUGUCGAGGCAGCCACAUAUAGUUGUAGCUACACCAGGUCGUCUGGUAGAUCAUUUAGACAGCUGUGAUACAUUCUCCCUGAAGAAGAUUAAAUUUCUGGUACUGGACGAGGCUGAUAGACUGUUGGGUGGUCACUUUGACCAACAGUUGAAAAAGAUUUUCAUCGCGUUGCCGGAGCAGAAGCAAGUGUUGCUGUUCAGUGCUACAAUGACAGAUGACCUUGAUAAAGUGAAGAGUGUAGCGUCCAGCAAGGUGUUUAUCUGGGAGGAAACAGAUGUUGCUGGCAUUGCCACUGUGAAGGAACUGGAUCAGCGGUAUGUGCUGUGCCCCAAGGAUGUAAUCGAUUCGUACCUGGUGGAAGUGAUCAGGACGUUUCGCACCACGAACAAAGAUGGCUCCAUCAUGAUAUUCACCGACACUUGCAAAAAUUGUCAAUUGUUAUCAAUGGCGCUGAACGAUGUUGGAUUUACGAACGUGGCUCUUCACGCGAUGAUCAAGCAGAAGGAACGUCUGGCCGCGUUAAAUAAGUUCAAGUCGAAUCACGUGCAAAUCUUAAUUGCCACUGACGUCGCAGCGAGAGGUCUGGACAUUCACGAGAUAGAAUUGGUCGUCAAUCACGUAAUACCGAACGUGCCGAAGGAGUACAUUCACAGAGUCGGUAGAACGGCUCGAGCGGGUAGAAAGGGCAUGGCGGUGAGCCUGAUAACGCCGCACGACAUAAAGCUGCUGCACGCGAUCGAAGACACGAUAGGCACCAAGUUAAAGUCGUACAAAGUGGACGACAAAGAAAUUGUCACGAUCCUGACGCAAAUAUCAGUGGCGAAACGGGAAGCGGAGAUCAAGCUGGACGAGACCGAUUUCUUUGAAAAGAAGAGGAUCAAUAAGGAGAAAAAGUUAAUCUUGGAGGAGGAACUGGAGUCAGACAAAGAUCAACUUUCGGACGAGGUGGACGCAGGUAAAGAGAUGAGAAAGAAGAAACGCAAGAAACAGAGAAAAGUGGAGAAAAGAGUGAAAAAAGGUAAUAUUUGGUCUUGAUAAAUGUACACUGCGUCCGUCUAGUGUGUCCAUGCUAGAAACUUA